AUGUGCUUUUCCGUUCCUACGUCCCUUGUAGAACGAGACGAGGAGGAGCAGGAGGAAGAAGAAGAGGAGGCUGAGGAGGAAGAAGUGGUUCGGGAGCCGGAACCGGUCAAGCCUGGACCAGAGGAGGAUCAGACUCUUCGAAGCCUGGAGGACGGUGUCGAGGGCUUACCCACGACAGAGCCUGCAGCCACGGCUCAGGAGCUGCCCGAGCCCUACGAGCUGUUCAAUUCGGACUUGGCGGACCUGAACGCCGAGCCGUCACCGUUGAAGACGCAACUGCCAGCCGAGACUCUGACCAAAGGCUUCAUGCCGACCCACAUCUUCCUUUUGCAGGUUAGAAUCGGGGCGAUCUGA
Messenger RNA from Protopolystoma xenopodis, 354 nucleotides. NCBI's taxonomy places the organism in Eukaryota, Metazoa, Platyhelminthes, Monogenea, Polystomatidea, Polystomatidae. The record is from the annotation of a GenBank genome assembly.